AUGAACGAAAAUCAAAUUCUAUCAACACGAUACCUAAUACAGGAAAAAUAUUUAUCCUUACAGAAUAGAUUUACUAUUACUGAUGAUGCGGGAACGAUUCGUUAUACAGGAAAUGCAUCGUUCUUUACUAUGGGCGAUAAAGUACAGAUUUUCGAUGCUAAUGGCAAUGAAAUGAUGAAAAUUCGGCAAGAUAGUUUACAUUUGCAUAUGACAUACCGAUUAUUUUCGACUUAUGCUGGUGCUACCGAACGACAAAUAGCCUUAAUUAAACGAACCGGUCCUUUGUGGGAGCAUAAAUUACAAAUUAAUUGUGUUCACGGUGAUUACAAGAUCGAAAGACGGAAGGAUGGAACAUCUUCUGACGAAUUCGUCAUCACUAAAGAUGGUGAUACUGUUGGUCACGUGACAAAAGAUGCAUCACCGACGAAAACUUUCUAUUGGGUAGAUAUCGUCGAUAGUAAAGAACAAAAUCAUAUUCUUCUAUUAGCCAUGGUUAUUGUGCUUUCAUGUGCUCAACGUAUACCAGUCAAUCCAAUGGCCAAACCCAUGAUUAAAUCAACCAAAUCCAACUAA
Adineta ricciae is the source of this 573-nucleotide messenger RNA. NCBI's taxonomy places the organism in Eukaryota, Metazoa, Rotifera, Eurotatoria, Adinetida, Adinetidae. The record is from the annotation of a GenBank genome assembly.